AUGGGAUUUAUUGGAAGCCAAACGGAUUUAGGAAAACUGGAAACAAUAGUAUACUAUCGGAAAUUCUCUAAAUCAUUGAAAAGUGAAAUUGGUUUAUUUCCACAGGUCUUCAUACUCACUAUAGUCAUUCUUAUCGAAAAUGUAUCUGAUCACAGCUACACAAGCCAAGCAAUGUUGGUUUGUGGCACAUUAUCAGGUUAUAUGAUUAUUUGCAGCGCAUUACUAAUUGGCCACCUGCUAGGCACUCCAACGCCUGUAGAUAAACGUAUUGAUUUGCUUUUCAGCAUUGGUGCCUGCAUUAUGUUUAUAUCUUCUGGCGCAGUUAUUGUAGACCAAUGGAGUACGGCGUACACUUCUAGAAAAGACAAAAAUACAAUUAUAGCUGCUGGAGCGAUGGCCAUAAUUACUGGGGCCAUUUUUAUAGCCGAUACACUUGUUAUAUUUCGCAGUUAGAUUUUUCGCUUUUAAGAACAUAUAUAAUUAUCUUAUUUAUUAUAUUAAUUGAAUUAAAUAAAACUGAAAUUAAACAAAAGCUGAUCUAAUUUAUUUCCUAGA
Messenger RNA from Teleopsis dalmanni, 555 nucleotides. RefSeq lists its product as uncharacterized. The transcript has 3 exons. The record is from RefSeq and is a predicted model, not a curated record. NCBI's taxonomy places the organism in Eukaryota, Metazoa, Arthropoda, Insecta, Diptera, Diopsidae. Gene Ontology annotation, biological process: septate junction assembly. Bases 1 to 453 code for a protein of 150 amino acids.